ACAGUCUCUGUGCCGUCGCCGCUGUGGCGCUCCUCUGCUGCUGCUCGUGUUUGUUUUCAACAGCUACUUCAGCGGCGACCCGGGGAAGAAAUUUCUCAAGCAAGGCUCAAUCGACGAUAGAGAAAAAGCGUCGUGUAGAGCCGACGGUUCUCUGCCCGAGAGUCCUCAGCGAGACAUUUUCCGGAGGAAAUCUGAUCUCGAACCGACCGGGAUUCCGGCCUGUGAAGACGAAGUCGAUCAGAAAUGGUGAAAACGGUCUCCGAGGCAAAGCUACUGGUCGUCGGUGCCGGUGGCAUCGGUUGCGAACUCUUGAAGAACCUCGUUCUAUGUGGCUUCCGGGACCUCGAAGUGAUUGAUCUCGAUACGAUCGACUUCAGUAAUCUCAACCGGCAGUUCCUCUUCCGGAAGGAGCAUGUUGGGAAAUCCAAAGCACUUGUAGCCAAAGAGAGCGUGUUGGAAUUCUGUCCUGACGCCAAAAUAACCGCCUUGCAUGACACGGUCAUUAAACCUGAGUACAACCGGGAGUACUUCGCCAAGUUCGACAUCGUGCUCAAUGCACUGGACAACCGAUUAGCCCGGAACCAUGUGAAUCGACUGUGUCUCGCAGCGGGGGUGCCCUUGCUUGAGAGCGGUACUCAGGGCUACCUCGGUCAGGUGAUGCCGAUUCUGAAAGGAAAAUCAGAAUGCUACGAGUGCAGACCGAAAGCCGCGGAGAAAACGUUCGCCGGCUGCACUAUUCGCAACACGCCCUCGGAACCCAUCCAUUGUAUCGUAUGGGCCAAGCAUUUGUUCAACCAGCUCUUUGGCCUAUCAGACGCGGACGAAGAGGUCUCUCCCGACUCCACGGACCCUGAGCUCGGUGGGAAGAUCGACGCCGAUAAGAUCAUCCAAAACGACAAGGGGGACGGAAACGUCGCUCGAGUCUCGACCCGAGAAUGGGCGGCCGAAUGCGGCUAUGACGCCGAGAAGGUGUUCAACAAAUUGUUCCACGACGACAUCAACUACCUACGAGACAUGAGCGACCUAUGGGAGAAACGACGCGCCCCCGAAGCCAUCCUCUUCUCCGCUGAAGAUCUCGUGGGCUGGAAGGAACCAACAGGAAUGCGGGAUCAGCGCUUAUGGGGCUUGACUGAAUGCAUGGAGGUAUUCCGAAGCAGUUUGCGAGUACUCAAGGAGAGCUAUGAAGCUCUACCUGAAGGUGAAUAUCUGACAUGGGACAAGGACGACGACGCUAGCCUGGAUUUUGUCACGGCCUGUGCAAACAUCCGCAUGAAGUGCUUCAACAUCCCGAUGAAGACUCAAUUUGAAGUCAAGUCGAUGGCGGGAAAUAUCAUCCCAGCCAUCGCAACGACGAACGCUGUCAUUUCCGGUCUAAUUGUCCUCCAGGCGUUAAAAAUUCUCAAGGGGAAAGCUGAUAAAUGUAAAUCGGUCUACCUGAGUCGGCAUCAUCAUCCGGACAGCCAUCAGAUAAUUCGGUCGUCAACCAUGGAGCAACCGAAUCCGAAAUGCUACUCGUGUUCCGAGAAGCACGAAAUUUUCGUUGUUGUCAACACGAAAACGACGACGAUGAAGGUGUUCCGCGACAAGCUACUCAAGGACAUCCUGAAUAUGUCAGCUCCUGAUGUCACUAACGAAGGCACCGGAACUCUGGUGAUAUCAUCCGAAGAAGGUGAAACGGACCACCUCGAGGAGAAAACGAUGGAGGAGCUCGGCAUGAUUCAUUGUGCUCGACUUAGCUGCGACGAUUUCCUCCAAAACUUCAACGUUCUUAUAAAUAUUGUACAUACGGAAGAAAAACUCGCUGAUGGCGCCGAAUUCGAGGUUCGAGGCGAGCUUCCGAAACCCACUGAAGAAGCUGCGGAGACUAAUGGAAAAGAAACAGCUGAGCCCUCUUGUUCGAAGGGAGCGGGCGAUGUUCUGGUCGUGGAGGAUGACGAUUUACUGAUCAUCGAGCCGGAUAUGGCAGAGGAAGAAGAAGAUGUCAAACCGCCGCCUCAGAAAAAACAGAAAGUGGAAUAGAAGCGAUAAUGUAUGGAGGUUUCGCGUUCCUCUUAAAAUCCACCUGAAUAAACGGAGCUCCAGAAAGGGGAAAAGUUCUGACCUCAUUCGUCGAGGUGAACUCGCACACUUGGCUCUUCUGAACUACAAAGAAUUUGUCGAGUUCAUCCUGAGGAAGAUCAUCGCUGCGACAGAUUCCUCUGAGUCGCAUGUAUCAAUCUGUGGAGUCUGGAGAUGUUCUGUUCCUGUAUCUUCCUAUCUCAACUCCGCUGCGGAUCUCUUCUCUCACGGAAAUGCCAAAAUGAGGAGCACAGUGUGGAACGGAAUGCAAGAAAGUAAAUUAUCAUCCGUCUCAUGUUUUCCUGCCCCACGAAGGGAGCUUUCUUUCAAGUGACCCGGAGAUGAAAAUAAAAAUUUUACACCGGAAC
This is a messenger RNA of Galendromus occidentalis (western predatory mite), 2426 nucleotides long. RefSeq names its product Ubiquitin-like activating enzyme 2 (gene Uba2). Lineage: Eukaryota; Metazoa; Arthropoda; Arachnida; Mesostigmata; Phytoseiidae. Gene Ontology annotation, molecular function: SUMO activating enzyme activity. The record is from RefSeq and is a predicted model, not a curated record. Gene Ontology annotation, biological process: protein sumoylation. Gene Ontology annotation, cellular component: cytoplasm; SUMO activating enzyme complex.